CGCUCCACGCGCGUCACAUCCAUAUCAGUUUGAGAAAAGCCGAACGCACGCGACAAGCAAAAACUACCGCUUUGCUUUUCACGGGUAGGACAGGACUGAAGGGUCUCCACUCAGGGAUGGCUCCACCGAUAGAUGAUGUCAUUCGUCUGUGCUGUGAAUUAUCAGCUCACGAUCAGAUCAAGGUGGCCGUGAAAAACUCCACCAAAGGAGCCGUGGUGGCAGGAGGAACUGCCUUCGUAGGCGGGUUACUUGGUGGACCUCCAGGUAUUGCUGUUGGGGGGGCAGUAGGCGGUCUGCUGGGCAGCUGGCUGACCAGCGGCCAGUUCCGGCCUCUGCCUCAGAUCCUGAUGGAGAUGCCCCCCGCCGAGCAACAGAAGCUCUACAACCACAUCCAGACCGUCCUGGGGAACCUGAACUGGAUGGACGCGGCCCAGCUCAUCGCCCUGGUGAUGGGCAACGCCACUCUGCAGCAGCAGGUCACUGCCGCACUGGUCAACUACAUCACACAGGAACUCAAAGCAGAGGUGCGCUAUCAAGACUGAGUUCUAGUUCCACACAGACUUUUUUUUUUUAGGAUGGUCAGGCCUG
Messenger RNA from Etheostoma cragini (Arkansas darter), 588 nucleotides. RefSeq names its product protein C19orf12 homolog. Bases 117 to 542 code for a protein of 141 amino acids. Lineage: Eukaryota; Metazoa; Chordata; Actinopteri; Perciformes; Percidae. The transcript has 3 exons. The record is from RefSeq and is a predicted model, not a curated record.